Molecule: messenger RNA, 1305 nt
Organism: Mesorhabditis belari
Lineage: Eukaryota; Metazoa; Nematoda; Chromadorea; Rhabditida; Rhabditidae
Source: the annotation of a GenBank genome assembly
AUGGACGAGCCGUUGUUACCAAAUGCCCAUUUACCCCCAUAUUUGCCUCCAUUGACACUAAAUGGAGCAAUCAAAGCAACGCAACUUAUCACGAUAAAUGUUGGCGGGAGAAGGGCAAAAUUGCCCACGGAUUUGCUGUGUUCCCGCGUCGAAGGCGGUCGAUUGGGUGUUUUCUGUCGGAAAUCUCACGUGGAACGGCUAACCGAAUGUGAUGCUUUCUUUGAGACUUCCGAUGAGUACUAUUUUGAACGAUCACCGGCCAUUUUCGAGUACAUUGUCGACUUUUACAUUACUGGUAAAUUACAUCGACCGUUGGACGUGUGCCCGUUUCGGCUACGAUAUGAGCUUGAUUUUUGGCGUAUUCCCGUGCAUUUGCUGGCGGGUUGUUGUGUGAUCGAGGACGCGUCGGGAAGGGAAGCGAAAAGGGCAAGAGAGGCAAUGAUGAGCGAACAACACUCAUCAUCAAUGUUCGAAAAAGUGAUGUGGGGAAAGCAGAGAUUGAUGAUAUAUAGAUUUCUCGAAAGUCCCCGUAGCUCAUUAGCGGCAAAAGUCUUCUCGAUAUCGUCAGCGCUUUUCGUUUUGCUUUCACUAGCCGGAUUGAUAAUGAGCUCGAUCCCCGAGCUUCAGGAUGAGCACAAAGAGCCGGUGCGGGGGUUGAUCAUACUCGAGUAUUGUUGUAUGAUUUGGUUCACUCUUGAGUAUAUGGCACGUUUCCUUGUCAAUCCGAAAAAGUGGGAUUUCGUCAGCUCCACUUUAAACAUCAUCGAUUUGUUCACGAUUCUUCCAUUCAUCAUUGAAGAGUUUCUCCCGCUGAAAUGGAUGAAAGAGAUCCGAGGUGCAAUGCUAGUGAUUCGAGUGAUGCGGUUAGCUCGAGUGGCACGAAUUUUCAAGCUCGCUCGAUACAGUACAGGUCUUCGAGCUUUCGGUCAAACGAUGAAGAAAAGUGCGGCCGAGUUGUCGAUGCUGGGAAUGUUCUUGGUGACAGGCAUAAUGCUCUUCUCGACGGCGAUCUACUUUUUCGAGCGCGAUGAACCGAACUCGAAAUUCUACAGUAUCCCCGCAGCGUGUUGGUGGUGCGUGAUCACAAUGACAACAGUCGGUUAUGGAGAUCUUGUGCCAGUGACAACAGGCGGUAAAGUGGUGGCCGCGGUUGCCUCAGUGUGCGGAAUUAUCGUUUUGGCUUUCCCAAUCUCGAUGAUUAUCGACAAAUUCGCCGAAUCGACCGGUCAUUGGGGAACCGAUGACGAGGAACCAACUGCACAACCAUCAGGCAAUCGACGACAAAAGAGCAAGAGAUACGUCUUC